AUGCGGAUAAUAAACCCCCAAGACGCAACUCUAACAAACAUCGAAGUCCUCUCCUACCUCUCAUCCAACCCCCCACGGCGUCCCCCAAAUGCGCCCCCAGGCGUGAACCAGAAACAUUGGAUCCCGAGCCCGGAUCUCCGGGAUCAUAAUACUGUUGUUAAGGAGAUACACAACUACGCCUCACGUCUCUCCCCCCAUCUCCUCCGAUACCCGCAGUACGCAUCUUCAGACCUGAAAACGGGUACUGGGGAAACGCCAUUAGACACUGCACUGCGGGAACUUAUUACCCGGUUACGGCCCUAUGGACUGACGAAGGGCGAGGUGCUUAUGAUUGUUAAUUUGGGUGUGGGUGUUCCGCCUGGUGCGCCUGGUGCUGGUGGUGGUGAGGAAGAGGAGGCUCGCGAGGGAGAAGGAGAGGGGGAGGGGGAAGGGGAUAGGAUGGACGUUGAUGGUCAGAAUGGAGAUGGGGAAGGGGGCGACGCUGCAGCCAUGACUGAGAAUGGGGUUGAGGAGGUGGAACAGGUGGCUAACGGCGAUGGUGAGGCUGAAGGCGAGGCUGGGGAGGAGGGAGAAGAGGAUGAGGAAGGUGAGACGGGUGACUAUGGCGCUCUGGCGCUGAUUGAUACGGUGAUUGAGGAACGGGAGCAGCGGCUGAGUGAUGAGAACGUAUUAGAGAUCCUGGCGGUUAUCCGGGAGACGCUGGGUGCUGCGACGACAUAA
Aspergillus puulaauensis is the source of this 720-nucleotide messenger RNA. RefSeq lists its product as uncharacterized. Gene Ontology annotation, cellular component: RNA polymerase III complex. The record is from RefSeq and is a predicted model, not a curated record. Bases 1 to 720 code for a protein of 239 amino acids. NCBI's taxonomy places the organism in Eukaryota, Fungi, Ascomycota, Eurotiomycetes, Eurotiales, Aspergillaceae. The transcript is spliced from 3 exons. Gene Ontology annotation, biological process: transcription initiation at RNA polymerase III promoter.